Molecule: messenger RNA, 4965 nt
Organism: Frankliniella occidentalis (western flower thrips)
Lineage: Eukaryota; Metazoa; Arthropoda; Insecta; Thysanoptera; Thripidae
Gene: Rab14
Product: ras-related protein Rab-14
Exons: 7
Coding region: 376-1026 (216 amino acids)
Biological process (GO): Golgi to endosome transport; defense response to bacterium; endocytic recycling
Cellular component (GO): trans-Golgi network; recycling endosome; phagocytic vesicle
Molecular function (GO): GTP binding; GTPase activity
Source: RefSeq, a predicted model, not a curated record
ACGUAUGUACGUACGAUGGUCUUUUGAGUCAUUUUGCUUGGUUGUGUGUGUACAUUGGUCACAGCAUUAGAUAGUUUCCCUGUCCCCUUUUCUUACCCCUCCUCGAUUCCUUUAGUAAUGCAGUGGCUGCUACGUUACUAAUUGGCAUCAUUGGUAUUCAAAUUUUCGGUUCAUGCCAUCGAUUAACAUAGCGCGAUAGUGGAAAGUGCAGAUGGGUUUUGGCCGACUUCCAUAUUUUUAUCACAAAGCAGGCUUUUAAUUUUCGUUUGACAAUUAGAAAUCAAGCUCAAUCAGCAACCCGCUUACGUUCGCAAUUUAAGGUAUUAGCAGAACAUAACCUUGUCGACCAGUGGUUAAUACUGAUAAACAGCCAUCAUGUCUGUUGGACCGUACAACUACUCGUACAUUUUCAAGUACAUCAUCAUUGGAGAUAUGGGUGUUGGUAAAUCAUGUCUCCUCCAUCAGUUUACUGAAAAGAAAUUUAUGUCAGACUGCCCUCAUACAAUUGGUGUUGAAUUUGGAACCCGCAUCAUUGAAGUAUCUGGGCAGAAGAUAAAGCUGCAAAUUUGGGACACAGCUGGACAGGAACGCUUCCGUGCAGUAACUAGAUCAUAUUAUCGCGGUGCUGCUGGUGCAUUGAUGGUUUAUGACAUAACACGUCGCUCUACUUACAAUCACCUCAGUAGCUGGCUCACCGACACCCGAAAUCUUACCAACCCAAGCACUGUGAUAUUCUUGAUUGGAAACAAAUGUGAUCUAAAUGCUGCACGGGAUGUCACAUAUGAAGAAGCAAAACAGUUUGCUGAUGAGAAUGGUCUUAUGUUUGUUGAGGCCAGUGCUAAGAGUGGUGAAAAUGUAGAGGAAGCUUUUCUGGAAACAGCAAAGAAAAUCUAUCAGAGCAUUCAAGAUGGAAGGUUGGACCUAAAUGCAGCAGAGUCUGGAGUUCAACACAAACCCUCUCAACCUGGCGGCCGGAACACCCUUGUUAAUGAUCAAACUGCCAGCAAAGACAGCUGUUCGUGCUAAAUGUGUUGUCAACCCUUUACGCUAAGCAUCUCAGUGAUGUGGUUGCAUUGAAGUAAAAGCAAUGCCUCUUUACUUAGGCCAGUCUAACCGCCAAUGAAUGGAUGCUACUAUGGAGCACUGUACAAGAGGCAAUAUUGUGCAAGGACUUGUAUAGUGUUUAGCUGGAUGCUGGCAGUGUUAAUAAUACUAAAAUUGAUUAGGAGCCAUUUGGGCUGUUUGUGAUACAAAUAUAAAGCUGUUGGAAGGUGAAGUAUGGCUGUUAUGCCCUUUGGUUGCUUGACUGAGUUUUUCACUUGCAAAAGUAUUUUUGUAUGUUGCCAUACUGAGGCACUAUCACUCUACCCUCUUUAAAAAAAUAUGAAAGGAAGUGAGAGUGCUAGCACCUGUCUAUAGGUGGUUUAAUGCUUUUGCUAGGUCCAUUAUAGCGUCACCAAUUAUUCAAUGCGAGCAACGGGUUUACUCUUAAUUCUCAUCUAUUCUUGGUCAAAACUUUACUCAGGUUUACUUUUCUGAUAACUAUACAAUUAAUAUAAAAGGUUCUGGUUCAAAUCUAAUGAAGGAAAUAUUUGUCUCAAGCUGUUCACCCACUUGGUACAGAAAUCUUUUCAUUCUUACUUUCUAAUGAAAUUCAAGGUAAUGAAUGAGGUUUAACUGUGGCUUAACUGGAAGGAUGUCAAUGCAGUCAAAAUUUCUCACUUUUGUUUUAUUUUAACCAAGGUAUUUACUGUUUUAUUGUUUUAAUUAGCUUUCUCUGUCUCUUAAUGAAAUAAUCAUGCAAAUUUUAGCACAAGUUCAUUUUAUUGCUAAAACAAACCCAUUUCUUUCCAUUUCUUAAAGAAAUGGAAGAUACUAUUUACCAUGAACAAUAAUUGACAUACAAUGUAAAAAUAUAAUUAUUCUCAGAUUUAUUUUUUUAUGACAGGCUCAUGGGUAGUUUGGGUAGGUACACAGCAAUUUAAUUGUUGUAUUGUAAGGUAGAUUGUGUAACUUUAUUUGGCUUGACAUCCCUUUUUCACUUCUUGUGAACCAAGAAUCUUAUGUGAACACCAAGCCCUACUUUAAACAGAUCCUUGUUAACACAAGGUGAGGAGGUAACAAACCAUAAAGUUCAAUCUGCGGCUUUUAGCUGUAGAUGUAAGCUUUGGGAUUCAACUCUCCUAAUAUCAACCCUUGGCUAUUAAUUUUCCACUGAGCUUUUGAGCUUUUCUAGCUGUGUCAUUAGUGAAUUUGUAGGCAGGAGUUAUAGCAAAAUUGCAAUUUGCUAACAAAUUUGGUAUCUAGACAAAAUAGGAACUGAUUUGCUUUUCCUGUAUUUUUUCAGCAUUUUCUAGUAUGUCUACUUAAUUCUUAGAUGUCUCUCAGUAUUUACAUUGGAAUGCAACAGCGUGUAUAGAUUCGGGAGUUCUUCUUUAACCUGUGUUGGCUGUUACUUGUAAAUGCCAUGAUACCAAUACAAUUAUGGAACCAUUCUUUACCUCCUUUUAAUGUCCAAAUGAAAAUGCCAAAGUCCUUCAUUCCUUAGCUUUCAUUUUUUAACCUUGUAAUUAAUUAUUUAAAGGUAAGAUUAUUGGCGUUUAUAAUUUACAUGUUACACCUUAAACUAAUCUAGUAUUUGCUGUAGGAUUAUCUACUGGUUCUUUUAUUAUUUUGUGAGAGUGAUGUCUGCUGUAAUCUGAGUAUCGAGAGAAUUAUUUACUCAGCAUUUUUACAAGUGGCCAUAAACUUAAAUAGAGCCAUGCUGGUAGCUUGGUUAUUUGUAUGUAGAAUGUCUGAAUCCAAAUAAUUCCACUUCUGGCAAACAUGUUUUUGGCAUGGCUUGUCAAAUGCUGCCCAAGCUUUUUUGAUGAAUGGUACCAAAUAUAACACUGUCUUCUAAAAUGUUUCUUCAGCUUUCUCUUACUUAUACAGAAUGAAUUUGGGAUCAAAGAUGAUGUAGUAGAGUCUUCAAAUUUGGGGGCCCUAAACACUAUUGUCUAUGGCUGUACUGCUAAAUCUUUCCUUGUUAGGGAUUUUGUUAUCUGUUUCCACAUUACUUGUGUGUGAUAACUGAUAUAGUUGCUCCUUUGAAUAUGGUUAAUUUACUAUUAUGCUUUCUUGAAGGUUAAAAUUUAACUGUGAUUUAGGUAUUUCUUGUUUCAUUUUUCUUUGUAUGUCAACAUUGAAUCUGUACUUUUUUUUUAUGUCACUGUAGGAACCCUAUAGAAACAAACACUAUUGUUUUAUCUCAUGCUAAAAUUAUCGGUUGAGCAGAUUUUAAAACCAAGAAAUGAUGUCAUUACUGUACCACAGCAGUUAAUUGGUGAUUAUAUAUAUGGUGCGGAUCUUUAGUGAUUGAUACAGUCUUGUAUUUCCGUGCAGUUCUUUAUUGUUUAUGGUUUGAAAAUUUAUAUUUCUGUUUCCGACUUUAUGGAUACCACUUUGUGUUUUACAUGACUAUGAAAUGUACAACACAUGCAGUAGUCAUUGGAAGGUAAUGUGAUUGUGUGUAUAUGGUGUUUUUAUAUCUCAAUUUGUUGAUAAACUUUUACCUGUUAAAAUCUACUUGUAUGAAAUCAAACUUUAUUAGAAAGAUUCCUUUAUGAUGGUGCAUUGAGACAUAUCUCUACCUUAGUUAUUUGUUUUAGUAUGAGCUUUGAUAUUUCCUAUGCAGUAUGAUGAGUGUUCUCCUUUUAUUCUUAAGUCAGAUGUAGUCCAUAUAUUGGUAAUGUGCUGUUUAAUUGAGGGAAGACAAAUAAUUUGGGAAUAGUUUCUAGCUUUCUAUAGUUUGGAAUGUGAUCUAAAUGAAUGACAAUGUUAAUUAUUCCCCUAAUUGAGGUAUGCAGUAAGUUACCAUUUUUUCUCUGUGGAAAUUUUGCAUUAUCUUUACGUGCUUUUCAAAUAUUGGUCACUUCAAACAAAACCUUUGUAUCGGUUGUAAUUUGGUUAUAAAUUUGUAUAUUCCAUAGCAAGUUUAUAGUGAUUGCUUUCGUCUUUCCUGUAUUACCAUGUCAAAUUGGCUCUGUCAGGCAUUCUAUUCUUAUGAAUUUAUAACGCAGUCAGCAUCGGUAUGUCAUAUCUCAUUAGAAAAUUGACAUUGUGUUAUGAAGUAAAAUAUAUUCUUGAAUGCACAUUUGCAUACAGCACAUGUGUUUCAACAGACAGACGUUUAAGACUCAACUUCUUGUGUUUUAUUACGGUAAAUAAAGAUUAUAUGUAUCAGUUAUUCACAAGAAUAUAUGCACUAUGUAAUACUCAAAUGCAUUUCAAAUAUUUUGAAAGACUCGUUUUCCUGUCAGUAGCCUGUUAAAUUGACUGCAAGGAAUGCUUGAGGCUUUUUUGAGAUUUUGAAAGCCAUGCACUAGAAUAUAAUAACCACUCUAAAUAAGUUUACUUUACAGAGCAUUGAUGAGUUACGCAGAAACCCCAUCAAAAAUGACUAAAAACUUGAUCAUGGUGGUCAUCUCUUUUAAGUAAUCUUUCAUCUCUAUGGGUGUGGACAACCCGUUGAAUCUCUGUCGACUCCACUACUCAUUCCUAAUUGGGUAUGUGGAUUAUCUGUCUUUUAUAAAAAAUAUACACUGAAGAAGUACUACUCAUACUUUGCAUAUUCUUUCCCUUUGAUCAGGGUUUAAGAAUGUCUUUUGACUAUGGAGUCCAAUUCACUGACCGUUGCUCUAAGAAUAUUGUUUAUUUGAUCUUCCCUUAAAGAUGAUCGAUUCAAGAUAAUCCUGACUAUCUUUAACAUUCAUAUACACUUUGAAAAAGAAAUGUCUGCUCCUAGGAUUGAGUAGGUUUGUUGAGUGGUGAGUGCUUAAUUGUUGUCUUAUUCACAACCGAAUGAUGUUUGUCAUCGCGAAAGAAUCUAAACUAUUGUGAGCUUUCAGGAUAGCAUUUUCAAAACACUUUAAAUGUUCUUUCACUCGGUAAUAAACACAAAUGAGGCCUUUUCCAUAAGUGAAA